UGAGUUUAGUUGGAAAAGCAUGUCCUCACAGGUACCUAUGAUACAUAUAAACAAUCUAUUGUAGGAACAAGGAAGUUCACAAAUUGACAAAGAUGGUGGUGUUGGCUCCCAGUUUUCUUAUCCUCACGACCUACAUCGGCUGGGCUCUAGCCGAUCAGGACUGCUACUACGUUUAUUCUUACUACCGUAACUUCCAACUGAGACAACGAUAUGGCUAUCUCUACUGCUCCGGAACGUGCUGCGGCUACUACUAUGACAGGUCAUGUUGUACCAGUGGUGGCUCAAUAGCCGGGGCGGUCAUCGGGUGUAUGAUUUUCGUCGCUUUUGUCGUCUUCGUCAUCUUCUUGAUAAAAAGCUGUAAUAGAACACAAACAGGCGUGGUCGUCGCUAAUCACAAUCCGCGAAGAGGCGAGGUCACCGUGGUGACAACGAAUACACAUGUUCCUCCCGCACAGACAAACACUGGACCGUACCCCCCGCCAGGACAUGGAUCUAACCCAGGGGGUAGUUACCCUCCUCCAGGACCGGGAUCCUACCCUGGGGGUAGUUACCCUCCGCCAGGACCGGGAUCCUACCCUGGGGGUGGUCACCCCCCUCCUCAGCCAGCCCCUGGGUCCAGUAAUCCAGGGGCCAACUACUAUCCUCCGCCGCCUCCCUACGAACCAGCUAACUCCGCUCCCUAUCCACUCCCUCCUAAAUAUUAAAGGAAGUGACGAAGACCUCCAAGAAAGCUGAACAACUGAUAAUCGUAUUUAGACAUUUAUUAUUUUACCAGAGUGUAAAAUGUCGAUGUUUCGACACAUAUAUUGGUGUAUUCUGUUUGUUUUGUAUGUAAUGUAACACUUUUGAUGUUUGUUUGGAUUUUUUGUUUCGUUUUUUGUUUGGAUAUUUUUUUUAUUCAAUAUUUAAGAAAAUGUGUGUUGAGCCGCGCAUUGGCAAGAGUUCCGUCCAGACAUGUUGGUAUUGUAUGUGCCUUGCUUGUAUUGAGUCUUUCGAAAAUAAAAUCCACUUAGAAGAGUAGACACUCCCAUGGUGCCUUUAGAAGGAUUUUGGAUCUUUACCGUUUGCAUUAGAGAUUGAUAAAAUUUUAGUUAUGUUAUAGAAGUUAGCAGAUCUUGAUAAACAAUAUUUGAAAAAAGAUUUUUGCAGUUAUUUCCCUUUGAACAGUAAAAACAAGAUGAUUUGUAAUGAAUACCUCCAACUAGAUUGAUAACAGACGAGUACAGACUUCUACUUCAUAGCGGGCUGGGAAGUCUACCAACACUUUAAAUAUAUUUACUAUUCAUACGCAUUCUCCCGGUAAUGUUUGUUCCACUGGUAACAGUUUUCAGUUUCCAUCAAAUCAGUAAUUCGAAUGUGCAAAAUGUGUUUUUUUCGUUGACUGUUAAUGUUAGUUUACCUUCGGAUAUAUAAUGGUAGAGUUGCUAUUUAUCUAAUAAAUAUGUGUCUAAUCGUAGUAUUGAUCAGAAGAUGUGCCUACUGUGACGCCACUCUUUCAGAGUGUCUAGUAUAAGGAGAGAAAUAAAGUUAGAAGUUC
Messenger RNA from Pecten maximus, 1537 nucleotides. Its product is annotated as formin-B-like. The record is from RefSeq and is a predicted model, not a curated record. The transcript has 4 exons. Bases 93 to 704 code for a protein of 203 amino acids. Lineage: Eukaryota; Metazoa; Mollusca; Bivalvia; Pectinida; Pectinidae.